Linum trigynum is the source of this 1053-nucleotide messenger RNA. NCBI's taxonomy places the organism in Eukaryota, Viridiplantae, Streptophyta, Magnoliopsida, Malpighiales, Linaceae. The record is from the annotation of a GenBank genome assembly.
AUGGCGCUCCCUCUCGGCAAGUUGGUUAUUCUUGCCGGUGCCGGUCUUAUUGGCGCUAGCACUGUUUAUGGAAAAGAUUCAGGCAUUACUGAUUGGCUUUUUGGAGCUAGCAAGAUUUGGAAGCAGCUAAAGAAAGACACUGGAUCUGGGAAAAAGCCACAAAAUGAUUCGUUGAUGGCACAGGUUAACAGUCUGAGGCAGGAACUGCAAUUGUUGGCAUCAAACGGGCCAGUUACAAUCAUCACUUCUGGUGGAGCAGGUGCUAACAAAUAUUAUAUAAUCGUUGUGGGUGGAGUGAUUGGCUGUGGCUAUGUUUGGUGGAAGGGCUGGAAAUUCCCUGAUAUGAUGUUUGCUACAAGGCGUACUUUAUCUGAUGCCUGCAAUUCGGUAGCCCAACAACUUGAAGCUGUCUAUGCUUCACUCCGGACUACCAGGAAGGAGUUAUCGGCAGGCAUUUCAAACUUGGAUACUAAGUUGACGGAGAUUGAAAAAAGUACAGAUAGCACACAAGGAAUAGUUGUUCGACUACGGGAAGGAUCAGGAAAAAUCGGCAAGGACUUUCAUUCUUUUAAGGAACGUGUUGAAUCUCUGAAGUCAAGAGUCGAUAACAUUGCAGUGAAGCAGGUAGAGUCGAUAUCUGGAAUACAGAGUCUGUUGGCUGUUGCACACGAGGUUCAAACUGGAUUGAUCGAUAAUGGACAGACCUCGCCUUCUAGCUCACCACAGAUUUCAUUCUCCUCAGUGAGAGCUUUGCCACCUGCUGCUGAUGGAAUAUCAGCAAGGCCUGCUACUUCCGAUCCAUCUCCUGAGGUUGAACAAACUCCCCGAAGAAUUGUAUCACCACCCUCUACUCAGCAGGGUAACGGGGUUGCUGGCGUUACUGAGUUGACCAGCCAAGGCAUUUGGAACGGUAUUUAUACUCCAGAAGUAACGAAUGGAGGAGAGUCUUCUUCUUCUUCUUCUUCUUCAGUUCUGCAGAGACCAUCGUCGUUUCUCUCGAGAGUAUUCAGCAGCACCGCAGAGGAUGUUGUUGACGCUUUUAAGAUGAACUGA